AACUUGAGACAUAACCGACGCCAUUACUCAUCCCUCCUCGCCACCUUCAGCAGCCGAGCUGUUGUGGCUGCAGCAGACAGGGUGGGGGUGGGGGUGCACUUCAAUCCGUUCGUUCCGCACGCACCUCUCAACCAGGUCAAGUACGGAGUGACUGCAACAAAGGCUCUGCAAUCAGACCUCGCCACGUGGCAGCACCUCUACAUCAGUGGUCGCCUUCACAAGCCUGUGGAGAUUCUUAUCCCUCAUGAUCACAUUCUCUCGCUACAAUCACACAACUUGCGAGCAGCUGUGGCUGCGGCGCUGCUGCUUUUCCCCCAGACAUUCACAGAGCAUGAGCUGUACGAGGCAAUUUGUCGCAUUUCCUACACAGGCGAUGUGCGCAUGGCACUGGCUGAAGACCCCAACAAGAUUAGCAGAAUUGUCGCCGGUGGUUUCCACCAUUUCCGCUCGCUCUAUCGCUCCUCUCUCCAGCAUUUCGUCAACUCGGGCUGCCUCCACUGCAUUCCGUCCACUCCUGCCGAAUCUUCUGGAACUGGACUACAGAACAACAGACUGAUAGGGCAG
This is a messenger RNA of Closterium sp. Naga37s-1, 564 nucleotides long. Lineage: Eukaryota; Viridiplantae; Streptophyta; Zygnematophyceae; Desmidiales; Closteriaceae. The record is from the annotation of a GenBank genome assembly.